UGGGAGGUCAGCGGCUUAGUCGCGCUUGGGACGAGCUGAUUCCCAGCGCCGGAGGCCGUGAGGACCCUCUGCCCCGGGGCGCCGCGUGCCGGGCGAUGGAGACUGCAAGGAAGCGUCCCUCAGGACCGGAGCCGUGGAAACGGCAGGCGCCCGAGCCGGGGGAGGAAGACGCGGCGGACGAGGAGGGGCGGGGAAGAGCGAGGGAGGAGCGGCCGGAAACGUCGCGGCGGGCGGGACGUCCCGGCGGCGCCCUGGUCACCAUGGCGGGCCUGGACCCCGAGCCGGCGGUCCCCGUGUGGCUGACCGAGGACGACCUGGGCUGCAUCAUCUGUCACGGGCUGCUCGCCUCGCCCGCCACGCUGCCCUGCGGCCACAGCUUCUGCCUGGACUGCCUGAAGGGCCUGUGGGUGUGCGCGGGCGCCGGGCGCCACCGGUCCUGCCCCACCUGCCGCCAGGGCGUCGCGCCGCGGCUGCAGCUGCGCAAGAACACGCUGCUGCAGGACCUGGCGGACAAGUACAGCCGCGCGGCGCGCCAGCGGGAGGCCGGCCCCGGCCCCAACUCCGGCUCCGACUCGGACUCCGCGCCCGGCGCCCAGGCCGCGCCCCGGGCCCCACGCUGUGCUGCUCCGCUGCCGGUGGUGGUACGGAAGAGCCUCACAGAAGCCGGUCGGGACCUGGCAGAGCUGGUGGAACAGCUUUUAGACAUUGUCAAGGGCCUUCAGAGUGAGAGUCACCUCCCAGAACCUGGACCAGACAAUGAAGCUUUUUCUGGUGGGGUGGACCUUUCCUUGGCCUCUCCAAAGCUAGAGGCUUCCAACACACCUGAGAGAAGAAUGAGAAACAUUCUGCACAACCUAGAAGAAAUCCAGGAAAAAUUAUGGGAAAACUUCACAUGGAAGGAGGCCCUUGAACAAAGGGAGGAAUCUCCACCUUCCUCUGCAUGCCCACUGCCUGACCAGAGCCGCCCUGCACCCAAGAAGGUCUCCUGCUUUGAUCAGUGGGCCAUCAGUCCGACCUUUGACCUGCAGAGCCUCUCCUGCAGCCUGGAGGUGUCCAAGGACUGCCAGACAGUGACUGUAUGUCACUACCCACAGGCCUACCCCUGGAGUCGGGAGAGAUUUGUGACCUGCCAGGUCUUAUGUUCCCAGGCCUUCUCUUCUGGGCAGCAGUACUGGGAAGUGGACACUCAGAAUUGCAGCCACUGGGCAGUUGGUGUGGCUUCCUGGGGGAUAAACCGCCACCAGAUCCUGGGAAGGACCAGGGAUUCCUGGUGUGUAGAGUGGAAGGGGACUAGCCAACUCUCUGCAUGGCACAUGAUCAAGGAAACUGUCCUCGGCUCAGAAAAACCUAGGGUUGUGGGCAUCUGGCUGGACCUCAAGGAGGGGAAGCUUGCCUUCUAUUCAGUGGCUAAUGACCAGAAGCUUCUGUUUGAGUGCCCAGUCUCUGCCUCCUCUCCUCUGCGCCCUGCCUUCUGGCUGUAUGGCUUACAACCCGGAAACUCUCUGACUAUAAGGCCAGUAAAGGUGUAAAGGUUCCUCAGGUAUUUCCUGGUCUCUCUCUCUCUGCCUCCAAUCAGGGUGGUGACUUGACAGGAAUCCCACUUCUGAAGGACUAUGCAGUAAAGGGUUUACUCUGCAAGCUUGGGUGUUCAAACUCUGCACAUUUCAAAGAAAAGAUGGGCCCUCAACUGUCUUCUGGGAAGUAACCUCUAAGCCCUUGGAAUAUCCUGACUGAUCAAAGUGUCUUUGUUUACCUGGGGAUCUGGGGCAGCAGCUUGACCUCUGGAUGGGUCAGCCACAGGGGAGUGAGGCCUACCUACAUGACCAACCCCCAGUAAAAGGCUUGGACAACAAGGCCAGGGUGAGUAUUUCCUGGUUGGUAGUACUCCCUGGGCAUUGUCACACAUUGUUGCUGGGAAAUUAAGCAUUGUCCAUACAACUCACUGGGAGAGGUAACUGGUGUCUUCUGGCUCUUGCCCUGUGUGCUUUUUCUAUUGCUAAUUUUAAUCUCUGUCCUUUCACUGUAAUAAACUGUAACCAGGA
Manis javanica (Malayan pangolin) is the source of this 2042-nucleotide messenger RNA. RefSeq names its product ring finger protein 135 (gene RNF135). Gene Ontology annotation, cellular component: cytoplasm. NCBI's taxonomy places the organism in Eukaryota, Metazoa, Chordata, Mammalia, Pholidota, Manidae. Gene Ontology annotation, molecular function: ubiquitin-protein transferase activity; protein binding; ribonucleoprotein complex binding. Gene Ontology annotation, biological process: regulation of innate immune response. The record is from RefSeq and is a predicted model, not a curated record.